UGAUAUCAUCCAUCCACCGACUCCAGCAGUUUGGUUUUAUGUAGAUACCACACUCCAGUGCCUCGGCCGAGACAGAAAAGAAAUACCAAAGCCAUAGCGGGAGUAGACGGCUAUUUCGUAAGUUACCCAGUGACCAGUCGUUUUUUUUUAAGUGCCAGUGAACCAGUGUCCGUUGUUUGCAGAAAAAUGACGUCGGUCACAGUCGUUCUCGACAAAGAAAAGAAACACCAGUACAAGGAUUACGUGAAUUUUCUAGGAAACUAUAAAAAUGGCAAAAAAAGCGAGAGUGAUACCAAUUCGUCGCUGAAUUCUUCUGUUAGCGACUUGAACGAACUCAACGAAAUGCCGACGAAAAGCUUCAACGAGUAUCUCAAAGACUACAACACAAAGAAAUUCCAACCGGUUCAGCCAGCGUUUAUCAAGAAAGAAGAAGCGCCAAAAAAUGUCAAGACUGAAGUGUUCAUACAGAUCAACAACACGAAAAAUACAAACAACAGCCAGAUUCAAGUCACUUUGCCGAAACCAAAACUAGACGAGACUGAUGGCGAACAAAUCAAAAUAUCUGUCGGCGAAUUAUCACAAAAAUUCUGCAACACUAGUGUCCAUAAUAACAAGACACAGACGCAUAUAUUGAAGAGAAGCUCCAGCAUUACAGAAAAGACAAAAAUCUUCGAAGAAAACCACGACGAAAACAAAAAAGUUAUAACUAAAAUAAACAAAGUCAACCACAUCGAAAAGUUUCCUAAAAAGGUGCAAGCAGCAACAAAAAAGCCCAACCAAACUUUCAUCGAAAUAAGGAAACAAGAACUACAGAACAGCCCCAAAAUUAAUGACAGUGUUUCUCCACCACCUGGAAAAAUAGAUGUCGCUAAAUUCAGCAGUCAACUUGAACAUACCAUCAACAACAAUUCGACUGUUCCUGUUAAACAUAGCCAAGAAGAAGUUUGUAGUGAAGUUCCUAUUGAACCAAUAACAGUGGAUGCUCAGGAAAGUAUAAUUAAAGUAGAAAUCCCCGUAUCCAAUAGUGCAAUUCCUCCUCCUCCACCACCACCUCUUCCUCCAGCAAAUUUACCACCAAGACCUGUUGUUACCAGUCCUAAAGUGUCCAACUCUAGUCCAAAAACUUUCCACCAAGUACCAAAAGCCCCAGUGUCCAAUGGUUACAGUACUCUACCAAGAACGGGCAAUAAAACUCUUCCUAGAACACCAAACCAUGCCAAUGAUGGCAGUUUAGACAGGAAUGAUCCCAGGGUGAAGAAACUGGUUUAUGGUGCAUUGCAAGGGAUGUAUGGAGCAUACCACGAUAAAGCCAAUGAUUAUUUGGCGACUUUACCGAAGAAUAGGGUGAAAAAGGGAAAUGGACUGGAUAGUAUCAUCAACAGCAUUGCAGCACAAGGAGGACUUGACAAACUAUGUGGCAGAGCCAUUCCCAAAAGUGAGACAGAGUCAGUAGAAGCGAACAUUCUUACAUGAUUGUAUUCGUUUACCUUUACCCUUCAGACAUUUUCUGUGAAAAUUAUUUAUGUUCUGUGUAUGUGAUUGCUUUUUGUAUAGGUAUAUCAAAUAAAUUGACAUUUUAGCUUUUAAAAAAAUAUGUAAAGUGAUAUUUUAAUAAAAUAUAAAAUAAAA
Molecule: messenger RNA, 1629 nt
Organism: Diabrotica virgifera virgifera (western corn rootworm)
Lineage: Eukaryota; Metazoa; Arthropoda; Insecta; Coleoptera; Chrysomelidae
Product: arp2/3 complex-activating protein rickA
Exons: 2
Coding region: 187-1473 (428 amino acids)
Source: RefSeq, a predicted model, not a curated record